AUGAACGCUGCAAGACUCUUGAGGCUCCAGCCUCUUCGGGCAGCUGGCAUGCGGCAAGCUGCCUUCCGCCAAUCCGCCCAGAAACAGACUGGCAGACCGUUCCACAACACCCGAACCAGGUUCAGGGCCAAGGAGGAUGACCAAAGCGCACACACCAUCACCCAAAGAAUCCGCAUGCUCAAGAGAAUUCCUCCUGAGCUUCUCCCUCUCGGCGUGGUCAUCUCCUUGCUUUGCUAUGGGCAGGAAGCUCAUGACCGACCGGACCCUUCGCUUGCAGAGGUCUUCACAGAAACAUUGAAGAGGCUACGACAACGUCUGGGGUUCGACAGCAGCGAAGGCACGUGCGAACGAGAGACAGUCUGUGUUGUCAGGUCCUAA
Molecule: messenger RNA, 378 nt
Organism: Fonsecaea erecta
Lineage: Eukaryota; Fungi; Ascomycota; Eurotiomycetes; Chaetothyriales; Herpotrichiellaceae
Exons: 4
Coding region: 1-378 (125 amino acids)
Source: RefSeq, a predicted model, not a curated record